Messenger RNA from Miscanthus lutarioriparius, 750 nucleotides. Lineage: Eukaryota; Viridiplantae; Streptophyta; Magnoliopsida; Poales; Poaceae. The record is from the annotation of a GenBank genome assembly.
AUGGGGAGGGGCAGGGUGGAGCUGAAGCGGAUCGACAACAAGAUCAACCGCCAGGUGACCUUCUCCAAGCGUCGCAAUGGCCUUCUCAAGAAGGCCUACGAGCUCUCCGUGCUCUGCGACGCCGAGGUGGCGCUCAUCGUCUUCUCCAGCCGUGGCAAGCUCUACGAGUUCGGCAGCGCAGGGGUAAAAAAGACUUUGGAAAAGUACCAUAAUUGUUGUUACAAUGCUCAAAAUUCCAACACUGGUUUUGACGGUGAACCUCAGAGUUGGUACCAAGAAAUGUCAAGGCUCAAGAAUAAGCUUGAAUCUCUCCAACGUUCUCAGAGGCACAUGCUUGGUGAGGAUCUUGGACCCCUGAGCAUAAAGGAGCUGCAGCAACUGGAAGAACAACUUGAGUAUUCUCUGUCACAGGCUCGACACCGGAAGACUCAAAUGAUGAUGGAACAGAUGGAUGAGCUUCGCAGAAAGGAGUGCCAACUUGGUGAGCUUAACAAGAAACUGAAAAACAAGCUGGAAGCAGAAGGUUGCAGCAACUACAGGGGCGUUCAAACAUCCUGGGCUACUGACGUGGCCAUAACCGGCGACAGCGGCGCACUUUCCACGCCAAAUGCUGAACCACCAGCUGCUGCUGUGGACUGUGAACCCACUCUGCAAAUCGGGUUCGUCGUUGCUCCUGAGGCAGCAGCCAUGCCAAGAAGUAACACUGAAGGAGGGGAGAACAGCCACUUCAUGCUCGGUUGGGCCCUUUGA